UGGCUACAUUUGUAUCGCAAAGAUUGCAGCUUCAGCAAUUGCCAAGCAUAUUCUCUGGAGAUGGAGAAGAGCGUCACGCCGCGGGACUCGCCGCCCCGAACGACCAAGCUCGACAACAACGCUGACUCCAGCCACACCUCGCCGCCUCCUCACGCACACACCUUCGGGUAUACAGGAACGCACGUCGUAGCGAACCUCCGACGCGGCUGGAGACCGGAAUCAGACGGUGGAAGACACGAUUCUCCACUUUUCAGCAGACACCGCAAGCGUCCGUCUUCUUCGUCCAUAGACAGCAACAGGCGUAGAGAGAGCGAGACUUCAACUGUCACAGUCAAUGGCGAGCAACAGGAGACCAAAGCUCAGCAGGCGUUGCCCUCUAUUAAGCCAGAUGUGACUGCAGCCCUUCCACCCGCUCUGGUUACUGCAAUUAACGCUGAAAAACUAUCAGUGCAACCCCCUCGAACUCCACAGGGACAGCCAACCUAUACGACGUUCGAUGACGGGGGUCUCAGUGCCGCUCAGCGCGUGAGGAUGGAGCUAUCUGGUAGUCGAGCUGGCUCGGGCUCUCGAGCAAACAGUUCGGAGGACAUCUUUGUGUCCAACUCGCCCGUGUUCGACGAGAAGAAGAGCGGGCCGAGAUCUUGUCCGUCGAGUUAUAAGGACGUUGGUGGGAAAAGGGCCAGGUUAUCGCCAGGUAAAGGACGACAGGUGCGGAGUGGGGAACUGAUCGUGUCCAAGUUGCUGCCGACGCGUGACAAUGUCAAUAGCUUGUUGACGUACCUACAUGAACUGCAGAUAUCGGAGGCCAGUCUGCGCAAACAAUUGAUGACAACGAAGCAACAUACCGAAGAAGAAUUGUACCAGUCACUGACGAAGCUUAAUGAACUGCAACGCACUAUGCAGAAAGUUGAGAGGGAUCGACAGAUUGCUGAACAGAGACUGGAAGAGAAGGAGCAGCGCAUUCGUGAACUUGCAGCCAAGCUAAAGAAGGCCGAGACGACUCAAGCAAGACUCAGUCCUGCCCGCGGUAGUGGCUCACCCAGUCAUGAACUGGUGGAGCAAACAGCGUCAAUGGAACUGCAAACUCCUUCUCAGAAUGCAAAGGUGCCGGGGCCUCCUACUGAAGAAUCCCCGGCUCUCAUAUUGGAAGCGCUUCAUCUUUCUACACAAACAAGUCACGUUGCAGCGUCUUCUUUGCGUCCACCUCAACUCCAGUCGAUUAAGGACGAGACCGCUCAGUUUGCAGUUUUAUCGCCGGGAUCACCGAAUCGACCACUUUGGGAUCCAUGGGCAUCGGGUGGUGCAACCCCAAUGAAGGACUUACCUCCCGUCUUCACGAUAGGAUCAACAGAACUACACCCUGUGGUGACUUCACCCGCGUCAACUGGAGAGCCAACCACGAACAAAGUCGACGAUUUCGAGUUGAGAUCAGUACUGAUGUCCCCGCGCGGAGCACAAGAUGAAGAUGAAGCCACCGAAAGUGUCCAUCCAACUCCACAAACAGAUGAGCAGUACGUGUCUCCAGGUCUGCUGAUCGAGCAGGAGGAGAGUACAUUGAUUGAACCACAGCACCAUCCAUCGCCAUUAAGGCGACCAUCGCCUUAUCCGCAGCAACAAGGCGUCAUUCCGAUGGACGCACAGGUUGGAAAGUAUGGAGUAGAGCUGCAAGAAGAGAUAUCGCUUACCGAUUUUUCGCCGCAAAUCGAUUCGUUGCUGCACGUUGGAGCAAUGCCUCCAAUCCAUGAGAGUCCAUUGGAGCAGCAGGAGGAGAAUGUCGAUAAACUAGACAGCGCUGUUGAGGAGGCUGACCUGAAGAAUAAUGGCAUGACUCCUCCUACUCCUCCAAAUUUUGCCGAACCAUCUACUACCCCACCACCGAAACCUAUGGUUGAAAAUACUGCUUCGGAGGUAGGCACGCUCCACAGUGAAAGUGUACAAGUUACUCAAUCUGAACAAGCGUGGACUGAUGAGGCCGAAAAUACUGGUAUUAGUAUGCCCAGCAUCCCACUAUUGAGUCCUCCUCCCCCGCCUCCCUCGAUGCCGGAUUCGCCAGCUCAAAAAGAGAGCAAGGACAAGGAUGCAGAGCCAGCCUCGUUGGAGACAUUGCUGAUUGAUUUCUUCACGGAGGCAGACAAGAAACGCCUGAAGAUGGCAAAGGUGUACGGAAAGAGAUACGCGGGCCGUGAGAAGUGGCUGUUCGCUGAGCUCACGAAGCGAUACGGCGCAGAUAAAGUGGCUGCAUUGAAGGCUCGAUAUGAAGAUGGCAUUGCUACUACUACGACCAACACCAGCAGUGACAGAAACGGUAAGCAGGACGACCACGUUACCAAGUCGCCUGAUACCAUUUCGAAGGCCGGGCGUCAAGGCCACCCACGCCAUUUACACUUCUUCCAUCCACCGACGCCUGCUAACAGCGUGGGCCUUGGUGCUGAUAUCCCACUCGUUCCCACUCCGAAUGCUCCUUCCAAGGAAAACAAUUCGCCAAACUCUCAGCGAGGCCAGAUACUAGAAGGAGUUGGAGCCCCUCCGAGCCUGAGAGGAAAGACAUCUACGGAUCGCGCGGUUCGUGAGUCACCUCAUCAGCUUCAUUCCGUUAGCAACACCACUCCUGUCGCUGACCCUCCUCCACCGUUCCCAACUACACAAACGAUUGAUGAGACGGACAGUGCGGCUACAGCUAACGCCGGUCCGUCGAUGACGAGUAGACCUCCUCCUCUGGUUCAUCAGGAAAAACCAGCCAGUUCAUUCAACCAACCUCAGCCUCCCUCCUUUCAACGUGGAAUGGAAUUGUACAAGAAUCAUCAACCUGACAAGCUGAAAAACGUCCCGGUUGUCGCCAAACAGUACGCAGGCAAAGAACGUGAGCUUGUCGGGUUAUUGAAGGGCAAGUAUGGAGCACUGAGCGUGAAGCGGCUGGAAGAAAACCUGGAGGUAUUGGAGCGUACUCACCGGAACCGUGGUGGCAAGAGUGCCGCCAAGAAGCGGGGCUGCUUCAUGCUCACGGUCUCGCUGAUGUUUUGGCUGUGGGUGCUGCUGUACUUCUCGUUCGGUGCUGUUUUUGUGAGCUUCGUCGUAUUGAAUGCGUGGGAGUGCCGUGCUCUUGACAACGAUGAACAAGAGCUCGAAUCAUCGGAAGAGUGUGUUCCCUUGAAGAAGGAGCUAGAGACGUUUACGUACGAGCGUGUUGCUGAUUACAUGAGUCAGAGUCACCCGGAUGCUUGCUUUUGUUCGGAAUGGAAGGCUCGCGAGAAUGCAUUGUUCACGAACUUGUCGGGUGACGAUCUCCUAAACCUAGUGAGACUGGUGCCAUUUUCUCCGGACUUGUUUGGCUCAGCUUGGAUUGCGACUGUGAAGGAGCAGGUUCCGUCGCAGGAGUCGUACGACAACUACGCGAAGCCUGUGGUGGAUCUGUCGCUGGAUGUUGGUUCGUUCGUGUGGUCUUCUGUUCUCGAGCUGACAAGAUACGACGAGGCGUCUGAAGAGAAAUCUCCGAUCGUGGAAGAGGACAUCGCUGAUAUCCCGUCUUUGAACGAAGAAAGUGAAAGCAAUGCGCACACGGACUCGCCGGACCGAGCGGCUGAUGAGAUGGAAAAAGAGAUGGAAAACGAAAGCUUUGUCAACGAAGUCGACUCUGACGACCAUUUGCCUCAGAUUAAUCUUGUUGACCAUUUGACGGACGAAACUGAAAGAAAUAUACCGCCGGAUCAACCUCGUAUGGAGGAGGAAAGAAUUAAGUCUGAGGGCGAACUUCAGGUUGGCGAGGUUUAUGUCACUGUGAAGGAGGAUACGUCGGAGGAGGUUCUUGUUGAGGAAGGUAUUUUCUCUUUUCCUCCUGAAGCAGAGGACGAACAGUUUCGAACGGUGGGAUCACCUGAUGCGGUGGAGUCUGAGAAUAUUCAAUCCGUGAAAGAACUCCCGGUAUCGGCUGAAGUUUAUGAGAUGGAAAAGACUGAAAUGGUCGAAAGUCUGGCGAAGGACGGCUCUGUUGUCGUCCCUGGUGAGGAAACUGAGUCCAUUAAUGGUGACGAUGAUGAGACUUCGUUUUCUACCGAGGCUAAAGUGAUUUAUAGCACGGAUCAUGUUGCUCACGAUUUGUCGGACGCCGCUGUGGAAGAAUUGUCAGUCGAAGAGAGUGCUGCAGAAUCAGACGACAUUGUGGAGAUUGACGUUGUUCAGGACGCUGAAGAUUUGUCUUAUGUUGAGGCUGAGACGGUGGCGGGUACGACCGAAAAAGAACUGACUGCUAAGCCCACUGAGGGAUACUCUUCCUUUGUUCUUGAGGGAGAGUCUCAUCCGGUAGCGGAUAUUGGAGAAGGCUUAUCAUCUGAUUUCAGUGAGGCAGAACCGGAGAUGAUUGUCGAGUCGGAGAGUGUUGCUGUAGAUUCGCUGGAGGAUUCUGAGUCAGGGACUGAUCCAGCUGAAGUGGCUUUGACAACUUCUAGUCCUGCUGACGCCGUUGUUGAAGCGACGUCAGAUGUGAACAUUUCCAGUGAUGCGUUUGAUGGCGGGAGUAAGAAUACUGAAGAAGAAUUGGUUUGCUCUGACGAAUUUGAAGACGAUGCUGCACGAAGGGAAUCGGACACUGUAUCAGUAGAUGUUCCUAACGAAUUGUCGAUUCCUGCUGAUAUCGAUGAGAUGCCGGUUCUGAAGUCGAAAAGUGGGGAGGAGGAUGUUUCCAUUACGUUGAGUGAAGAAGUUGAGAUCGAUACAGAACAGAACGAACAUGGCGCUGUGAUCGAAGUCGAAUCAGAAACGGCGAAUGACGAGGUGGAGAUGGUCGUUUUAAAAGAAGAUCCUGCCAGUAUUGCCGUGGAAGAAGAGCUCAUGGCGGGGUUGAGUUUUGAGCUGCCUUCCAACUCAAACGACGUUGACACUGCAGAGCGCCAAUCUGAGGAGAGCGAUGAGCUCGGACCGACUAUUCCUGCUGAGGCUGAUGCAUCAGUUCCUAGGUUGGCAGAAGGUGUUGGCGGAGUUGUUGAUGACGCUGCGGAGGAGCUCGUGGAAGUGCACGAUAAUGAGCCUUAUAAACAAAAGGAAAACAUUCAAGAGGUGCCAUCUCUUUCUGCCGACAUGAAGCCGGUUGCAGUAGAGGAAUCUGGAGAAUUGACUCCUCCUUUCGAUCCUGAAGCGGGGAACCUGGAAGGCGAUGUCGACGGGGAGGCCACAGUGAAUGACGACACUGAAUCGAGUACUCUCAGUGCACUUGAAGUGGAGCAGUAUGUGCCUGAGGCUGACAUGGUCAACGAACUUGGUGAGGUACCACCAUCGCUUGAAGAAGGUAUCGAUACGGUCGAACCUAUUGAAGAUGUCGGUGGAUCUGUUUUGGAUGAAGAGGUUAGUUUUAUAUCUGAUACUCCUGUACCCAACUCUGAUGAUAGUGACGAUAUCGAGGAGGAAGAAGAGAUCGCAUUCAUGGAAGACCUCGAAGACCCAGAGGAAGUGCUCCGAAUGGCUGAACUCGCUGCCGCUGCUGCUGAGUUUUCGACGAUGGAAUCGAGAUAGCAGGCUUUCUUAUGCAGAGUAGAAUGUAUAUACAUGGACAUCGGGAAUCCCUGCACUGCGAUGGACUUCACGCCGUCUUAUGGCUGUGACUUACUACGUGUUGACAAUGGAUCGCCAGAAUGCAUCCGUACGAACCAGUUUUGUAACAAUAACCAAGUUUCAUCUUUCUUUCACUCUAGAACUUGAUUAGCUCCACUCCUUCCUUCUGUUCUCCACUUGUUGCUUCUGAGCUCCACGAGCAGUUUGU
Messenger RNA from Phytophthora nicotianae INRA-310, 5749 nucleotides. RefSeq lists its product as hypothetical. The record is from RefSeq and is a predicted model, not a curated record. The transcript has 3 exons. Lineage: Eukaryota; Oomycota; Peronosporomycetes; Peronosporales; Peronosporaceae. The coding region runs from base 61 to 5502 and encodes 1813 amino acids.